This is a messenger RNA of Megalobrama amblycephala (Wuchang bream), 2475 nucleotides long. RefSeq lists its product as uncharacterized. The coding region runs from base 1028 to 2320 and encodes 430 amino acids. NCBI's taxonomy places the organism in Eukaryota, Metazoa, Chordata, Actinopteri, Cypriniformes, Xenocyprididae. The record is from RefSeq and is a predicted model, not a curated record. The transcript has 7 exons.
GGACAUUUUUAUGUUCCCAGAACCAACACUGAAUAUAUAGAGAACGUUCUUAUAACAAAAGUCUGUGGGGAGACGCUACUUUGUGUUGCUUCGGGUGUGGUUUCCUUCAGAUAUUUUAAGUUGGCAUGGUUCAGUUUCUGUUUUAUCUAGCCCUCAAAAACAUGUAUUUUUUUGGAAAACAAAAGAGUCUUUCAUUCAUUUAAGUGCCAUAAAAACAGAUUUCAUUCACUUGGGUCAGUUGUGUGUCUUAGUUUUGAGCCUAUGUUUCAUAAUGUUUAGGUCUAUUAAUAUUGGUUCUUUAGCUCUUCCUGUGAGAACAGCAACAUAUUUAAAUAUCACACUCACACUUACAUCACUUCAUAGAGGGCAUUUCCGCUAUGGAUCCAAGAGAACAAUGAUGCUUCUUUCAUGUUAAGUGUGAUACUGUACAUCACUAUCCAAUGCAAUCCUUAUUCAAUAAAUUAAAACAAUAUUUAAUAAUGAAAGAUAGUAAAUUUCCAUGCGAUAAGAUUAGAAUAGAUUGAUAGAUUGAACGUUUUUAGUUGAGUUUUCGAUGCUAAUUGUGAACCACUAAAUUAAAUACAGAGCAACACAGUUUCAAAGACAUCAUGACACUAACAUUUAUUAAAUAUAUUGUGAAAAUCUCGGUGAUGUUACUGGGCAGACAAGGUAGAAAAUAGCCUACUAACAAUAUAAAAUGACAUUUACACAGCCUUGCACAAGCUUAGAUAAGCUAAACGAUGACUGAAAUUUUGUAUUAUGAGCACUUCUUGUUUUUAAUAGCCUCUUUAUGACGAAUCGCUUGUUGUAUUGUUAAUUUAUAAGUCGCUUUGGAUAAAAGUGUCUGCUAAUGAAUGUAAAUGUGUAGGUUAAAGAACGUGACGACACUUCAUUACAUCAUCGUCACCACAACCAUUUAGUUCAUACUGAGCCUCCCAGAUAUUUACUUUCACUUAUUAGUGAAACAAAGGAACAAAGCACUUUUUUUCAAUUUCAGUCUGCAGUCAUCUUUCUGAAAACACUGAAAAUGAAGCUGGAAGUUAUUUUUCUCUUAUUGUUGUGUGCAGCAGUGGAUGGUUUUUUCGGUGUUGGUUCAGAUGUGUCAGUGAUAGAGGGAGAUUCAGUCACUUUAUACACUGAUCAAGAAACAAUCCAACAAGAAGAGAUUAGAUGGUAUUUUAAUGAUGCUCCCAUCACUGAAAUCACUGGAGAUCCCAAUAACACUUGUACAGAUGUUCAGUGUAAUGAAGGCACUGAGAGAUUAAGAGACAGACUGAAGCUGGAUCAUCAGACUGGAUCUCUGACCAUCACAAACAUCAAAACAACAGACUCUGGACUGUAUAAACUACAGAUCAGCAGCAGCAGUGACAGUCUUUCUCAACUCUUCCAUAUUUCUGUUUAUGAUGUUUCUGAUUCUGAACGAGAUGAAGUGAAGGGAAAGUCAGUGAUGAAGGGAGAAUCUGUCACUUUACAUCCUGGUGUAGUAAAACACCCAAAUUAUUUGAUGAAAUGGGUUUUUAAUGACGUUCGCAUUGCUGAAAUCAAUGGAGAUCUCAGUUUUAUCUGUACUGAUGCUCAGUGUUUAUAUGCUGAUGAGAGAUUCAGAGACAGACUGAAGCUGAAUCAUAUGACUGGAUCUCUGACCAUCACAAACACCAGAACUGGAGACUCAGGAGAAUAUAAACUACUGAUAAGCACCAUCAGAUUCAGCAUCAUAAAGAGCUUCAUUGUUAAUGUCAAUGGUUUUGUUGGUGUUGAUACCGAGAAGGUUACAGUGAUGGACAGAGAUUCAGUCACUCUAAACACUAAUGUUGAAACAAACCAACAAGAAGAGAUUAGAUGGUAUUUUUAUGACAUCCGUGUAGCUCAAAUCACUAGAGAUCUCAGUUUCAUCUGUACGGAUGUUCAGUGUAAAUAUAGUGAUGAGAGAUUCAGAGACAGACUGAAGCUGGAUCAUCAGACUGGAUCUCUGACCAUCACAAACACCAGAAGCACAGACUCUGGAGAUUAUCAUCUUGAGAUCUUCAGCAGCAGCAGCAGCAGUCUCAAGACCUUCAGUGUUUCUGUUUAUGGUGUUUCUUCUGCUGAACAAGAUGAAACGAAGAGAAAUUCAAUGAAGGAGUUAGAAUCAGUCUGUGUGUCUGCAGCUGCUGUAGCAGGAAUAUGUGCUGCUGCUGUUCUUGUUGUUCUGCUGCUCGUUGCUGCUGCUGCUGUAAUUUACCGUCGCAAGCGUCAGGCAGGACAAAAUGAGAUCAGGAUGCAGUGCAUUGAUCAGAUGAAUGUUGUUGAAGAAUCGUCCUUGACACUCUCCUGCCAGUGAAUCAUCCACUAAUCAGACUGAGACUGCCAAUAAGACAUCAUUUAUUAUUUUGGUAAUACGUUACAAUAAGGUUCAUUAGUUAACUACAUUAGUUAGCAGCAUGAACUAAUAAUGAACUGCACUUCUACAGAAUUUAUUAAUCUUUGUUGAUGUUU